This is a messenger RNA of Megalopta genalis, 1573 nucleotides long. RefSeq names its product DUF1676 domain-containing protein Osi2 (gene Osi2). The record is from RefSeq and is a predicted model, not a curated record. NCBI's taxonomy places the organism in Eukaryota, Metazoa, Arthropoda, Insecta, Hymenoptera, Halictidae. Gene Ontology annotation, cellular component: membrane.
ACACAUUUUCCAAUCAAAAUCAAAAUGAUACGGUCAACGGUGUAUAGCUCUUAGAAUUUGUGAAAAUUGUGGAAGGUUCCCUUCGUGGAGACAGAGCUUCGAUAGACAGAACUCGAGAGCAUCUAGCGAUUAGAGUAGAAGCGAGGAUAGCGAAUCGCGUCGCAACGUGUCAGGGAAAUUCGGGAUGCCACGAUCCUCGCUGGAUCGAGGAGAGUGCGUGAUCAGCGUUACGAAUGCCAUGGACGCGCGGUCGGAAUACAAGGUUACGGACCCGGUUCCUUUCAACCCUGAUCGCCGAUUGGCCCGCCGAGGUAACGGCACUUCCCAGGGAUCUACGGCGCGGUUAGGAUCCAACUCGCCGCGGCAGACGCUCGAGUGCUGUUCGUGAAUCACGACGAUCGUGAUCUUUUUUUCGUUCCCCGAAACUGUGAAACGAUGCCGCCGAUCACGGCGUCCGGGAAGCCGGCGAUUUGACGGAGUGCUGGUGCAACGUCCAGGUGAGCAGUAUGCGACUCGUUCCGUUGCUGGUAAUCCGCGGUCUGCUGCUGUCGUGGAUGCUAUUGCUGCCAUGUCAGUCGGUUACCUUCGAGGAUGGGGCAGUCGGCGACCAAUCAGAGGCUCGAGAGAACAAUGUACCGGACCCGCAAGCGCAAGCAACAUUCAACAGGACCAGACAGGGCAAAGAUCUUUUCGAUUGGAUCGGUCUAGGAACAGGACGAAAUGUAGAUCCCUAUAUAGCGAAGACGAACAAGGGUUGUCUGAACGGUGAUCUGGCGGAAUGUUUCAAGUCUCAGGCGUUGAGUUACUUUUCAGACUUCUUCGAUCACCCUCAUUACGACUUGAACGAUUACGUGAAGGUUGUGAGGAUGUCUAGGGACGUGGUUAAGGAAGUCAAUCGUCAGCCGUACGAAUAUUCCGGGGAGGCAAGAUCCAGCGACUCGGAAUGGGACCAAUUAAUGAAGUUCGCCCUAAGAAAAGCAGAGAAGUUUGUGAAAACGGUAGCCAUCGAGCUUCACAUUCCAUCGGAACAGACUGGGGACAACGAAGUAUACGCUCCUCGAUUUUUAGACGAAAUCGCGGACGAGAUCGACACCUUGGAGAACAAAAAGGACACUCUAUUUUCUCGCCAUCAGUUCAAGAAGCUCCUGUUACCGAUGCUGAUCGUCUUGAAGCUAUUCAAGUUGAAAUUACUAUUGUUCCUACCUCUGAUCCUGGGUCUGGCGUCCUUCAAGAAGUUCCUCGGCUUCUUGGCGAUCGUGAUACCAGGUCUGAUUGGCUUCUUCAAGCUGUACAAGCCGCUCAGCCAGAAUUAUCAUCCUCCAGUGUACAGUCAGAGUGGCAUCGCUUACCCUUAUUACAAAGACAAUUCGAAUAAUUAUGCGUAUCAUGAGCAAGACGCUCAUCACGGUCCAGAGUACCAGGAUUACCAUAGGGACACCGUGUCCUUCGGCCAGGAGCUUGCUUAUCGAGGCUACCGAGAGUAUCAGUCGUAAAAAGCUGAACAAUUUCAGCAUUACUUUAAAUAAUACUCAAUACUCUCUCCUACAAUAGAUAAAUACUUUCGCCAGAUUAA